AUGGAGGAGCUGCUCUAUCGAGAGGAAGAAGACAAUGGGUGGAGGUGCUGGAGGCACCGCGCUGCGCAGCAGCCAACCGGCGGUGUCUGCGCCGUCUGCGUGCGAGAACGCCUCCUCGGGCUCUGCCCCAACUGCGUGAUGAAGAGGUCCUUGUGCAAGUGCUUCUCCUCGUCCUCCGCCUCAUCAUCCUCUUCGCUGUCCUCCGGCUCCUCCCUCGACGUCCACAGGAGCGGCGCCGGUUCGCACGUCGGCGCCGUCGGCCGCGUCUCCAACCUCAUCGACUCCGAGCCUGCCUUCCGCCGGUCCAGAUCUGCCGGAUUCCGCCGGCUAUGGCCAAGAUCCGGCGUGCUCGAAGCCAAUGCCGGCGACGGCGAAGGGGGAGGGCGGUCCUCGCUCUGGCGAAUUCACGGAGGAAAGGAAGAGAACGAGAAAAAUGCGAGCAAUGUGGCGGCGGCGAUGAGGGUGUCGAGGUCAAGGUCUGUUGGGGCCGGCGCGGCCAAAGGCGCCGACAAAAGCUCCGGUGGGGAGGAGGUCAAGUCGAAUGGGUGGAACCGCUACUUCCCGAUCUCCUUUUGGGCAUUGCGGCGCCGGAAAUCCUCCAAGGUCAUACAGUCAAGAUCGCCACCCGCAGAGGCAAAGCUUCCCACCGACACACAAAAUUAUCGGAAGGGGGUUAAAAAUCCCCGUUAA
This is a messenger RNA of Spirodela intermedia, 690 nucleotides long. Lineage: Eukaryota; Viridiplantae; Streptophyta; Magnoliopsida; Alismatales; Araceae. The record is from the annotation of a GenBank genome assembly.